AUGGGUAGCAUCGAGGCGCGGAUGUCGCUUUCGGACGUGAAGCUGCUUUCCAGCAUGGCGAGGAGCAUGCACGGCGCGGUGCGAGUGACGAGGGCGGCCACCGCCAUCAAGGCCCUCCGACACUCCCACCGGCAGGAGAUGCUGGCCUUCGCUAGGGCGAGGAGGGACCGCAACCCGCUCACGGUCGAGGGGUACGCCUUCGCUAACCCGGCGCACGCCGUGGCCGUGACGGGGCCCCACGCGGAACCCCCGGUCCAGGUAUCGAUGCUUCAGGCGGGCGCGGGCUUGCCCGACCUGCGGCUAGGCCUCGUCAGCAACGCUCUCGGAGUCCCCCUGUUCCACCUGGACGUGCGGCAGCUGCAGGCGGCGCUUCGGCACGAGGCCGGCCGGUACCUCGACGCCACGGUUUCCGCCACAGUGGGCGCUGGCUACUUUAACCAGGCCCUCUACCGCCGGGAGCCCGUCAUCGAAGAGGUUCCCCUUGCUGUCGCUGUCCACCGCGACGAGGGGGGAGGAGACGCAGCAGGGAAGGAGGAGGCGGCGGGAGCAACAGCAGCGGCAGGUGGCGUCGACGGUGGUGCCGGCGGCGGCGGCGGCGGCGGCGGCCAGGGAGGGGAGAAGAAGAAGCGGGGGGUGAUGGAGACGCAGCUGUCCCUUCCCGAGGUGGUGGACGUGAACGUGACCCACGCCAUGGUCUCCGCCGUGAGGAGGAAGGCGUUGGCUCUGUCCAAGGACCGCGUCACCACCGGCGCUCGAAUCAGGCAGCCUUUCCGCAUGCGCAACCGCUGCGGGGAGGCCCUGGCGCUCACCAUACGCCGCAGCGGCGGCAUGACCACCACCGCGGCAGCAGCAGCGAAGGAAGAGCUUCGCUUCACGCUGGCGGACGGAGGAGAAGACACGGUCGAUUUCGGCUCGCUACCGGCGGAGCCGCAACCCCCCGUCGCGCGGGGGGGUGAUGUUUCUCAGCCCGGGACCCCCGCUCGUUCGCGCUCGCGUGCCAACACGACGUCGUCGGCGUUGUCGAUGCUUGGGACUCCGACGAGGGCGAGAAGCCGGAACCCGGCGUCACCGUCGUCGUUGCAGCAGGCGCAGGCGCCGUGCUGGGAACCCAUCGCGUCUAGCGGCAUGUCGGAGAGGAGGCAUUCUCUCAUGGUGGCGAUGAGGCACCGGGGCUGCCUCUACGUCUCCUCGCACGCGUGCCCUGUUGACACCGCGGGGGCACACAGCAUGCGGAUGAGGCGCAUGGACGGCAGUACCCCCAAGGCGAGAACCACUUUCGAGGCCGGACUUGGCGGCGGCGGCGGCGGCGGCGGCGGGCGCGACAAGUCGCCGGCCGCGGUACUUUUCCUGGUAGCGGAGGUCAGCUUAGACGACGACGGCACGAGAGUCCUCACGGUCCGGACCCGGGUUUCCAUCGAGAACUCGUGCGGUGUUUCGGUCAGAUUGUCCUUGGGCCGACCGGGAGGGGCGAGGGUGGAGCGUGACCUCGAUGCCGGGGCCACGGCGCAUGUCCCCCUGUCGUUGCUCGAGCCAGAUCUUGAGUCCCUCGCCGGAGCCGAGAAGACGGCGUACGCGGCGCCUAAGAUCAAGUCGGCACCAACGUCUGCCGGCGGCGGCGGCGGCGGCGGGGGCAGGGCCGGGGGGCAGGGCAGCGGCGGCGGUGGCGGGGGCGACGGCGGAGAGUACAAGGUGUUCGCGGCGUCUAGGGCGCCCGCACCGGGAGCGUCGAGGGGCGUUCGCGGCUUCGCGGGAGCGGGUGGUCUGGGGACUGGUUCUGGGAAGGGUUCUUCGAUGGUGGCGCCGAGUUCAUGGCAAGUCGAACGCGUAUUUCUCUCCGACUGA
This is a messenger RNA of Ectocarpus siliculosus, 1842 nucleotides long. The record is from the annotation of a GenBank genome assembly. Lineage: Eukaryota; Phaeophyceae; Ectocarpales; Ectocarpaceae.